Messenger RNA from Porites evermanni, 12590 nucleotides. Lineage: Eukaryota; Metazoa; Cnidaria; Anthozoa; Scleractinia; Poritidae. The record is from the annotation of a GenBank genome assembly.
AUGCCCGUAAUUGCCCCACCAAAGCGUUACGUGUUGUCUGGAAUGAUUUUUGUUGGUUUUUUUGUUAUGUCUGGUUUACGAGUCAACUUGAACGUAGCUAUCGGCGCCAUGGUUAAAAACCACACGGCAGUGGUGGACGGACAGACCAUUUGUAGGGUAAGCCUGUAUAAAAAAUAUUCCUCUAUUUAUGUCCCAUUUAUGAUAAACGUAUUACUUUGAACUUUAUUUUCCCAUUAUAAUUAUAUGUACAUUCAGCGGCAAAGCCGGGUACAAACUGUUCCCGACAUCUUUAGUUCUUGAAAUAAGGACUCAUUUUAAAACGGAAACGUUAAACAACCGGUGGUAUAUUGUAUGGCGAAACUGAACGCUUUCAAGAAUAUAGAAUAGAUCUUAGAUUAAAUUUGCCAUUGGCUUUACGAAAGGACUACCUGAGAUCAGAAAUAUUUUUAGAAGAGAAACACUUUUGAAAUGUUUAAUAGACCUUUUUACCGAUACGGCGGCCAUAUUGCAUUUAUUAGAUUUAAGGAGUAUUAUGGGAUGCCCUGGGGGAACUCGCUCAGUAUUUGCGCGCUUUUCGGGCGAAAAGAGAACUUCAAUGUAUAUUUCUCGGGAAAAAGGCGAUCAUUAUUACAUCCAAACACUGCACAACAAUCUUUUUUUCCCAUAACAAUCUUUUUCUAGGAAAUCUAAAAGAAAAAUUGACCAGCGUAAAUACUGACCGAGUCCAUAUCGGAUCAAGCUCAUGCCCCCUGGGCAUCCAAUAAUACUCCUUAAUCUUAUUAAUUCAAUAUGGCCGCCGUAUCGGUAAAAAGGUCUAGUAAAUUUUCAACUUCAUUUCUGAAUUUUGCAGCUAAAUUCAAAAUGUUACGCUCUUUCCGUUAGAAUUCACCUCAUUCGAAAACGUUUUUACACUCGUCGCCAUUAGCUCAACAAACUCGCCUUGUCAAAUCGCCGCAUCAUAUUUCAAACUCGACCUCAUAUAUUUCAACCCAACUUUUGAAUUUUCGUUACGCUUCAAGCCUUUUCGGGGAUGGGAGAUGGCGACCGAUUGAUCUCCUCCCCCGGCCCUUUCUGCUUUUUCGUCCAUCAUCCUAGUUGGUAGGCAACACUCGACUUCUACUUCAUGCCAAAAUGUAAACACCCUCACGAGGCCAGUGAAAAUAAAAUCGAAGGAGCAAUCACCAAGGAGCAAUGCAACCUUAUUUUUAUUAUCAGCCUGGCCCGGAUUGCUCGAAGCAUGGUUAGUGCUAACCAGCGUUAAAUACCAUGGAAACCUGUACAUUUUGAUACCUCUUAACCAACGGUUAGCUCUAACCAGGCUUCGAGCAACCGGCCCCUGAUCAUAAACGGGGGAAGAAGAAAUUACCUCGCCAUUCGAUUCCCGGAUUAGGUCGCAGAUCUCAAAAUGAUUAGUUCGUUAGUUAGGAAAGCUCUUCUGUUUCACUAAAAAUUAUCAAAUGGAAUUUUUCAUUUGCACUGUAACAUAGUUUCAUUUCAUUUUUCUGUCCGUAAGUUACCCAAAAAGGAGAAUCUUGUUAAGCAAGCAAUCUGCUUUUCGUAGAAAACAAGACUUAAAAAAGUCCGGUUUUGCGAACUUUAAAUUUACUCUUACAAUUAUAUCUACUAUGAUGAAUAAUUUCUAGUAUAACUAUUAUUUAUAAAUAUAUGAUAAGUAAAAUCAUAAUUUAUGAACGUGGAGUUCGGCACGGCAGUAGCGCGGCGAAGUUCGCUGUGUUUGGGUGGAUUUCCACUGUCGCGUAAUCUGUACUUGCGCAUGUACGUUAAUUUUACGCGCGUAAAUAAAAUGGAGGCAGCGCAUGGAAGGUCGCAUGUGAACGCAAAAGUUGAAACUCUCUCUCAACUUUAAUGUUUACGCGCGGCCUCUAUUUUACUCACGCGCUUAUAGUUUACGUACGUACGCUCGUAAAAAUUAUCCGACAGUGGAAAUCCACCCUCAUAAGGGGCGCAGUAACACUCUUUAGUUUCAAACGUCGUGUUGCCCGGUCUUGACAGAUCCGGCACGUUAAUAGCAUGCCAGGCGCUUGAGACAGGCCUGAGUUUGCACCGGAUCAAAGUGACGAGAAUUCUUUUUGCUUUCUUUUGUCGGGGUUUGAGGGAGGGAUUCAAAUUUGGAAAAACAAGCUGAAAGCCGAGCUUUAUUCCAGAUAUGACACCCCAUACUAUUCAAACACUUCCAGUUAGGUAAAACUGAAUCUUGACUCUCCGCCAUCUCAGCUAUAAACCGAGUUUUAAUCGUAGAGAUCUGAAUUUUCAGUUAAUCAGUCUCUCGUUUCUUCCCCACCUCAAAAACGUUGCCUUUUAUAUUCCGUGUUCCUGGAGCCAAUGGUCCUAUCCACUUAUUUAUCAAAUACUUAAGUGUCGUACACAACUACCAAGGGAAAGUUAGCCACGACUUCGUAGCGUCGAAUAAGGCACAUUGUAAAAUCUGUCUUCAUCUUUUAUGUUUUAUCUUUAACAGGAAGCAGAGUUCAAAUGGGAUCCAGAGUUAAAAGGUAUCAGAAUAUAAUUUGCCUACCGUACGCAAUACUCGAUAAUUUUCCGUAGAUUCACAAACUGCAACUUAUAAAUGUGUAUAUUCGGUAACAGUUACUUAAGAUAGCUCGUAUCGACGCAUAAGAUGGCUUUUAUCCAUCUUUGUAUUGAGUGGAACUCAAGGUAAUCCCCGUAUCAUUAAAACCUUUUUAAGCAUCUGAGAAAGAAGAGAAAAUGGGGAACCUGCUCUUCCCUCGCCUCACUUUCCUCGCAUUUUUUGCGCUCUCGCUUCGUUGGCGCGUUAAGGCUUACAAUAGUUACAACCACGAGAUUAAUUAUCAUGAAUGCCUAGAACAAUUGUGUUUCUAGAGUGUUUCAAAUAAUGACUUAAAACGGCUAAUGAUAAGAAAACACAAGAUCGCCAGACUGAAACGAAAACGCACACAGAGAAACCCUGCAUUGUGAGAUUCAGCAUAAUUUGAUUUGACUGAGAAGUGAGCGAACAGUAGAAGUAUUAUUUAAUUUAGUUGAAAUUAUUUAUAGUUUCUACGUGCUUUUAUCCUACAGUCAUUGUUAGAUGAAGGGUCAUUAUUCUGUACUGUCUCUUCGCUUUCUCCAGACCCUCCAAACGUUGUCUGAGUCUCUUCCUUUGCCAGGUAUAAUCCUCGGUGCAUUUUAUUACGGUUACAUGGUGUUCCAGAUUCCUGGUGGAUGGCUGGCCUUACGGCUGGGCGGGGCACGUCUUUUUGGAGCUGCGGUGCUUGUAGCAUCAGUGUUUACCUUGAUGACUCCUUUUGCGACCAGAUGGAGCCCAGUUGCUUUGAUUUUACUAAGGAUAUUAGAAGGACUAGUGCUUGUAAGUGUACUCUAUACUGAGAAGAAACGAUGUGACCACAACAAGACAUCUUAUAUUUACCGUUUAGAGAGAGAGAGAGAGAGAGAAAAGUUUCAUGAAAGGCUACUACCUUUUGCGCCCGACUUUACGCUAACACUUUGCACAAAAACUGUUCCAAUUUUAACCAAGAAAAUACCUUAGGGUCGGGUGAAAUUAACAAGAGUUUAAAAUGAAACUAUGCUGACUCUAUCAAGGCAUCUCCACCCGAUACUCAAGAAAUGCCGUGUUUGCUAUUAUAUAAAUCUUUAUUUAAUGGAAUAAACAGCAGCGGUAGUUGCUUUUAAUAUAGUAUUUCAAUUAUGACAGCGCGCUUAUUCAAACCUGAAUGUAAACAAAUUAACAAAUUUUAACAAACUAUGCUGGCCCUCCCUCCACUUAUACUUGCGAGGCAAGAAACGCCAUAUUUGCGGUCAUGUGAUACAUCCCUAUUUAAUGGCAAUUUACAGCAGGGGUAGUAGCUUUUAUAGAGCAUUCUAAUCAUUACUCACUUCUUUCAGUGCGCUUAUUCACACCUGAAUGUAAGCAAAUUUCUGCCUUGUGAUAUAAUAUGGACGUUGGUACUAAGUGACAGCUCCUAGAAUACACCGUCAGCCGAGCAACUAAGCGAUCCAGUGUGCAUCGCAACUUAAAGGCACUUUCAUACAAUUUUACUUUCACUUUAAAAUAUCCGCGAAAGCAAUGGUGGGAGUGUCCAUGCAAAGAAAUGGGUAGAACCGGACUGCUGAUUCUCCAUUUGUCAGAACUGACCAGCCAGACCAUUCCCGUCGCUAAAAGAAUUUCCUUUUUAAUCAAAACCCUCCAGCCAGAUCAGUCAAAUCCUAUAUAGUAUGCACCAAAGAGCUGGUUUUUCAGCAAGACUCUUGGAGAACGCCUAUUUCAUUUUCAAACUGACUGGUCAGGCAAUGGUCCGGCCGGCCAGUUCUGACAAACGGAAAGCGCCCUAACAAAAACGUUCAGGUUCAGUUAGUACUUUCUAAUGUUACUGUACUAUUAGAGUAAUGAACUGUUCGGUCUCCUCAUUGAAUUACUUCCUUUCUAUCACAGUAAGACGUGUUGCAUAUAUGUUUCUUAGGGUGUCUUAUUCCCAUGUAACCACGCCAUCUGGAGUCGCUGGGCGCCUUCUGCUGAGAGGACAACAUUAGUAACUGUGUCCAUUACAGGUGUGUGUUUUGCUCAAUGAUCACUCGUCAUAACAGCCAUUAUUAAAGAAGCUGGGUCCAAAGUUAGUUAGUGAGAACUGACCAUCAAAUUGAGCAAAACAACCUGGAAAUAAUCGUAGAACAACGAAAACAGAUUUAUUAAAUAACACAAUCAUGCAGUUCAGCUAACAGAAAAGAAGGAAGAAAAGAAGGUUAAAAGAAGAUUAAAGCGGAUUACAACUGUUUGUUCUCAUAUAACGAGCCAGCAACAGUUUGGUAGGCUAGCAACAAAUCUUGACAGAAUAAAAACAGGAGAGAAAAAAAGUAAUAAAAAUAUAAAUAAAUAAAAAAAAUAGUGAAAAAAUCCCCUUCCAUAGCUUGCUGGAAAGUAGUCGUUUAAGUUUCAUGACAUUUAAAAUCUGUCUGUUUUUUGCAUUUCUGUUAGGAGCUAGCACUGGAUAUUUACUCACCAUGCCUAUUUCCGGUCUAUUGACCAAAUAUGGUUUUGACGGAGGCUGGGCCUCUGUUUUUUACUGCUUUGGUAAGCAUUGAUUAUUCUCACAGCCACCCCAGGCUCCUUGGAGGGCUGCAGUUUAAUUAAUCCAAAAUUAAUCGAUUUAGGGGAAAACAUGACAUAAUAAUCUCUUAAGGGUAUUUUCAGUACUCUCACUUGUGACAAGACAACAACAUCGAUAAACUAUAUCUAGUUAAUUUUGGUAUUUGGUUUUUUUUGAAAUUUUGAAAUUGUAAGGUUAAAGUUUUCAAAAGAAACAGUCUGUUUUUCAGCUCUAGAAACUAGCUUACACAGCGUUAUUUGUUAUUUAUAAAGAAUAUGGUAUAAAUAUCGUUCUGACCAAGCAUAUUAAGGUCAUUAUGGCUAGAUAUUCAGAUAUUGGCCAAGUUGUUGCUGGUUUUUUUUGCAUUGUUAUUUCUAGCCAUCUUGACGCGAAAAGUUUGGUCAAAAACGGAUUUCCUAUGUGAUCAAAGACAACCUUUUCGUCGUAAAAUAUCUUAUUUAAUCUUGUUCUUGGAACUAGCCAUGUCAAAGAAUAAUGACCACUAUUAAUAAUAGUUUGUAUGACAUUGUGGUUAGUACUCAAUUUGCCUAAAUUUGCGUGACACUGCCCCGUUUAAUUGAUUUAAUUUCUUCCUUUACCAGGAGUUUUUGGUAUUGUGUGGUACACUGCCUGGAUAGUAGUAGUGUAUGAUUCACCCUCGGUGCAUCCCACAAUAUCCGAUGAAGAGAAAACAUUAAUACAAGCCACUGCUCUGGAUCUUUCUAAGGUAGCGAAAGUAAUAUUGACAAAACUUUGAGCCACUUGUAAAGAGGCCGAGCGAUGCUGAAAAACGUUCUAAGCUGAAGAGGUUAAAGUAGACUGCGUGUCGGGUGCGUUAAUUAAUUUGUUUAGUAUUUAAAGAGCGCCUGAGGGAAACACGCGAAGACGGAAAGAGGCGGCUCUCCUUUUCUCCCCUCAUGCCCUGUCAAUAAUCUCGUGCCCAGAUCUCUUGUCGACGAAGCCAAAGGCGAGAUCUGGUCAAAUCGCAUUUGUACCCGUGAUCGUCAGGAAUGUGACAGGCGAUGAAAGAGAGAAUGCUUGAAAUAUAUCCUCAAACUGGCGGCCGUGUUUCGACGUGUUUUAAAAACAACGAAUUUGAUAGAGCCGUGAAGUUUUCUCUAACAAAACUUUGUUAUACGUACUGCUCAAGCAUGAACCAACUAAUUUGUUGUUGUUGUUCAGUGAAACAUUAAAUGUAACGCGGCAAUUAGUUUAAAAUAAAUUAUCAUGGCGCGCGCAAAAAGCUUAAAGCAGUUCGCGUCAACUUCUACAAGACAUUUUUUUUACCCUUUUCAAAAUUAUCUUGAAACCGAGAGAAAGUUUUAAAAAGUCUUCAAUGCAAAGAUAAGAUUAAAACGGUUUUACAAGACGAAAAAUUACUUCCUCGGUGAAUUUAUUUGAACAGGAGAGCUGAAGACUUUGCAAAAGGCCCACGUCAAAGCGCGCACAGAAGUCAACACUCACGUCAUUCGCUCACAAUCUAGCCGAUCAAAAUAAUUUUUCUUACUUGACCAGAUCUCUCCUUUGGCUUUGUCAACAGAGAUUUGGGUACGAGAUUGCCCUGUCGAGCGUAAGGGGACUUAAGAGAACCCACGCUGCUAGUCAAAGAGAGUAGGGGGCGCAGAUCCUGGUGAUAUGGGCUAUCUCUUAUAUGUUCUAUCUUUCUCAUGAGUGUAGGGAACGAACUGUCAACACCGGUCGGCAGUAAUUGGCUUCAUGUUGUUGCAAUGACCCUAAAUACUAAACAACAACAACAACAACAAAAAACAAAACAAAAAGACAGUGCGGCUAUGGAAGUCCUGGCUGUGGAACGAUGCCACAGUUUGCACAUAAAGGUGAAAUGCAGUGCUCUAAAAAAUAUACGUUUACCUAAAACGAGUUUCAAAACGUAUCGUUUUGUUGUAUAGUCAAUAAAAUAUUGGGGUAUUUAAAAAACUGGAUAAGAGAUUGUGGAUGAAGUCUUAGGGCACGUUUUCUUGGUUUACCCGUAUUUCAGGUUGAUACGCUUCUUAUUCCUUGGAAAUCAAUUCUUACGUCACCACCAGUAUGGGGAAUAGUAGCCGCUAACUUUGCACUUGACUGGGCAUUUUAUGUUUUACUUAUAUCGAUGCCAAUUUUUCUGUUAGAUGUCAUGAAAACAUCCAUCACUAAGGUAAAUAUGUUAAGUCAUAUAACUGGCUCUGUCUAUAAUUCCACUUCAUAUACAUGUAUAACAGAGAGAGGUAUAGCCUGAGAAAAACAGCCGACAUUUUGCGACUCCACCAGCGGUUUCCCGGCGAAAAGAGAACAGAGGAACGGGCGCAUAAAUUCCAUACUGAUGACGAGUCACUACCCUAAUCUGGGUGGUGCUUCUGAUUGGUCGACGCAAAUUUCCCUCGCAACACGUCCAAUCUAAAACAUUACUCGGAUAUGCGUGUCACAGUCAACUAUCUCUUAGACAGACAGCAUUGGGACAGCUACCUUAAAUAUCCGUCUUAGAGAGAUACCCACUGUAACUAUAUACAGAGAACAGAGUAGUAGAAAAACGAACGGCGACGCUACACGAAAGACUCGAAGCUCACAUCUUUUAGGGAAUCACAAGGCUUCAAUCGGUCUCAACGAUUGAAAUACACUUUACAGUACGACUUCUCUGAUUGAUACACAUUUAAUGUAACACGCACUGAUACGAUACGUCUCAUCCGUCUUUUCAGAAAGACUAACAAAGAAAGGGUCUAAAGAUCGGGAGAUCCUGCACCUCUUAUUUCACUGGUCCCCUUUAAUCUGCACUUCCAUUGUUUUCAGGGAUAGGGGCAUUGUUAUGUGACAAUCCCUAUUGUUUUCCCAGCUUGUCAAAAACAGUCUUUCAAAUAGGUGCAGGUCUACUGUAAAGAUCAACAGACUAAUUUAGGCGUCAGUUUCAAGAAGGUAUCGGUCCGAAAGAAGAAUCUGUUUAAAGACGAGUUGCCGACCGCAUAAUUAUGUUGUGCUUUUAUCCUUGCUUCAAAUUACUUUCCCCCUUGUUGUUAGGUGUGGAAAUAUAUGAAAGUGAGCUUCAAGAGAGGAUAAAAAUACACUUUUAAGCCAAAGAUAAAAUUGAACCACAGAGCAUAUAAACACAGAAUCUAAAGGCCGGCCGCGUGAUUGAGUAGUUGUAUAUAAAGAAUAAAGCUUGAAAAAUAGGUUUCACUGGGGCUUUGAAACGAAGCCUGUACAAGAGCGAAUUUCAACUGACUAAGUUGCAAAUGCUCUACUUCAUUAAUAUAUUGAUUUUAAAUCAAUUUUGGUAUUCAGUCAAAAUAUUUGUUUGUUAUGUAUGGAAUAUCGGCUCUAAUAGAGCUUGAGCUAUCACGGGUAUAAUUAAAGUAAACUGACGUUUUGUUUUCUUACGUACUUUUGCUUUUGCCUUUGCACAAAACUGAUUGAUCCGAAAGAGAAUGGCUUAGAUAUUUUUAGAUAUUUGACAUUAAAUUGAACUACGAAAUUGUUUUACUGCUUUGCCGGGGGUGAUGUCUGAUUUCUGAUAAAACAAUGCAUUUUCCUCUGAUUUAGAUGGGUUUCUUAGCUGCGGCGCCUUUCCUUGUUAAAGGUGUGUGUUCUCCCAUGUCAGGAUUAGCAGCAGAUAUUCUAAGGAAGAGCACAGUAUCAACAACAGCUGUUAGGAAAAUAUUUUAUGCUGCUGGUACGUAACUUAGAACUUAAAAAAUUUGAGAGGGAUGUUAAAUUUAUACAAACGGUUUUAUGCGCUAUGUAUGAGUUAUUUAGCAGGCGUAAGGUCAAGGAUGUCUCAGAUGUCUGGGCCCGGUUGCAUAAAACCUGCACUUAAGUGCUCACUUAAGUAGGUCACUUACGAAUCCGUUAUGGGGACACUUACGGGUGUUGCAUGGAACGCACUUAGCACUCUCGUAAGUUUCUGUUUUACGUGGUAACUUACGGGCUCACUUAAGGGCACAGGUAACUUUGAUAUAGUACCUUAUCAGUGACCCACUCUAUUUUUUUUAAGCUAACCAUCGAUGGGUGUAAAGAAAUUAGCUGGUCGUUUCGAACACUGUUGAGCCUCUGUUAGAUGAUAAAUUCAGCCGGUUGAGAUAACGUUUUAUAUAGACAGAAAAAAGUGUGUCAUCAUUUAACCAAAAAAAACUUAUUCGACCGAGAACUUUCGACAUAAUAAAAAAUAGUUUCUUAAUGUAAUUUCUGCGCAGGUUCUAAACUACUUGUUAAUGUUAAGUUUUCGUCUAAACAACUGCAACUUAAGAUCAAGCGGCUGUUCCUUCUUUUUUAGAAUUCUCAUUUUGACGCAUGCUCUCCUUUUAAAUGCUCUUCAUAUAUCUUCUUAAUGCUCCUUCCUUUCUCUAUGUCCUUGUUCCCUAACAGAGUCGGAAUCAGGUACAGUUUGGUUAUUUUGUUUGUUCUUCCCUUAAACGGCUUUCUUCUUACUCCUUCUCCGAAGUUCUCUAGCCACUUUCUAGUUCAACCACCCUGUCUGGGCGAACUGGAAGGUAAGAUGAAGUUGACGAUAGGCUGUAUUUCUCAAUGGCGCCACUUGAAGCAUCAAGGGUGUGUUCUCUGGCUUGGAUAUUAUCCCCAGAGUCUAUUCCACCAACUAUGGAUACGAGGUAGGGAUUUUCUUUUCCGAGUAUCUCGGUGAUUAGCUCGUCACCAUCAGUCCACUCUAUUGCACCUGCACCCCAGUCUUCUUUCGUUUGGCGUAUUUGGCUUUAGUGGCUGACGACAAGUCCUCCCAUUUCUUUUUAAGUUGUUCCUUGGUUCUUGGUGGGAACCCGGCGGCUAUACUAGCUGUGUGUAGUGCAGGUACGAAUCCUAAUUUGGGUGCCAAUCUCCAACCAUGUUUGCAUUUUCAAUAUAAAUGUCAGUGUAGGAGAUAAAGUACCGAAUAGAGUCAUCUUUCUCCUUUUUACCUCAUGGAGGAAAAAAUUAUGAUUUUAUCCGUCUUAAAAUUCGGCGCUCUUUUUCUGGGGUUAGAGCCUUGUUCAUCUUCAGAAUUCCGUUUCAUUGACAUCCUAGAAAUGUAGAAAUGUUUUUCUAAACGAUGAUGAAGAAGAAGCUACGGGCGACAGCAGCAAUGUUGAUGAAGGGUACCAAGACGACAUUAAUGAAACUGAAGAGGGUCGAAAAAAACGUUAGGAAUUUGUUCGUUGUUUUUUUCAUAAUCCUUAUAAUCUAUUGAAGCUGAUGACAGUUUUAAAAUGUUUUCAGAUCAUUCAGCAAAGAAGAUUGACAUUUUAAUAUCCUAUGAGUGCAACUCAUCAAGUCCGUUGACUUUCGUUGAAAUACGUUUGCAUGCUAUCGUUAUUUUACAAGAAUAUUUACUGAUAAUGUUUGUUGCAUGUUCUACUUUUUUUUUCUGAAAGACGGCUUUAAAUAAAGUGAGCCUCAGAGGUUAAAAAAGCGCAUUAGAACGGAAUUACUUAAAUAAAAAACUUUUUUUUCACUUCUCAGUGAAAGAUCUCGUUAACUUUAGUAGAAACAGUAAGGAUACGGGACCUACAUAGGUCCCGUAAAUUUACGUGCCAUUUUUCCCGUAAAAAAGGUUUUAUGCAACACCCGCAAUUUCUGUUGCAUAAAUGACACUUAAGUGAAUACUUACGAAAAUCGUAAGUGCAGUCACUUAAGUGAAAUCCCUAAGUGGACCACGUAAGUGAUUUAAUGCAACUCACUUAAGUUACGAGUACACGUACGUAUACCCGCAACUGUUACGGGCGUUUUAUGCAACCGGGCCCUGGAUAUUAGCCAAGUUCUUUUUUGCGUGAAGUCGAUGUAAAAACGCAAAAAAGAACGAGGCCAAUGUACAGACAUCUUGACCGAUAUGGGAUUGUUAAAUGGCCAAAAAAGAACUUUUUCUCGCGGGAUGAACACAAGAUUGACAUAAGAAAUCCAAUCAGGACGCAGGUUUCGCUUCAUCUUGCCCGCUUGCAGAUUCAGUCAUAUGAUAACGUCAUCUUAUUGUCAGCAAAAUCCUGAAAGCACAGUUAUGGCUGAGUAGACAGAGCGGUAGCUGGACUUGCAAUUGAUUGCAUGCAAUUUAUUAUGAUAUGUGUGGAUCCACUAGAAGUAGUAUUCUAUUCGUAUACUCUGACUCUUAGAUGCAGCGAACUUAGAGAUCAGCCUGUGUAUUGUAAGUGUCGUGGCUUACAAGUAGUUAAAAGAGAAGAACAUUACAGACUCGUCAGCCCCAAAAGUGGUCCUGGUUGCUUACGACGGGUUUCAGGACUUUUACUGGGCAAGUUUUGAUGUUUAGGUGAUCGCUUAUUGGAGGUAGUCGGGCGCACAUCAAGGUUCGAAUGUAACACAAUCCAACUUGGGACGGUAUCGAAAGCGUUAUAGAAAUUAAACUCAUUUUAUUCUUUGUAAUAUAGGGAAUUCUAGCUUUGCAUUCGGCUUUCGUAUGAUCUCGGAUAACGUUAUCCACCUCGGCCGUCCUCGAUCCGCAUAAAUCUUCACAUCAUACUCAGAUUUUUAAUCAGAUUUUCUCGUUCUUUCAUUACAGGCGCGAUAGCGAGUGGAUUGUUAGUCCUGAUAGCUGGCUAUUCUUUAAACGUCACAGUUGUGGUCGUCUGUAUGAGCCUCGCUGGUAUGACGACGUCACUAGCAUACCCAGCAUACACUGUGAACAUGCUGGACAUUGCUCCGCGAUACGCCAGUAUCAUCAUGGGCAUCUGCAACACAAUCGGCACCACUGCUGGCUUCGUUAGUCCAACUGUUGUAGGUUUUAUCACGCAACAUCAGGUUGGUAUUUCUCAAUCUCCUUCCAGGGUUCUUUCCUACUCGUUCUUGCGGAGCCCCUGGAAAACUUUAGUCAAGAGGGGAGGGUGGAAGGCCGGGGCAGAUUGUUUAUUCCUGGAAGUACCCAGUAGGGCCAUGUCUCAAUAACCUUGUCGCCGUUGAGGGUAAAAUAGUAACCACUGACGUAGUUUGUCUAGUUUCAUAUCAUCAGAAGUAAAAAAGAAUGAUGCUGAAAGAAGACCAAUUUAUUUAGAUGUAAAUUAGUUGUGCCAAGGAGCUCAGAAUUUGAUAGGUUUAUAGCAUGGGGUUUGCUACCAUUACAGAUAAGGCAUGUCCAUGCAUCUAAUGCGGACCUAUUAACUGACUCAGCAUUUGAGUCGAUGUCUGAGUCUUCGAUAUAACCUGAGAUCAGGCCCAAUUUUAGCAGGUAUCACACAUUCUAUCUUACCCGCGGAAAUGUUAUUCAAAUAGCAAAACGAUAAUUGAUACUGCCGACACAUCCACUUUACCUAUUUGGUAUCAAAGUUACUUUAGAAACUGACCCCUUAUUAACCAAUUUUUUUUUUAUUUUAGCCUAACGUUUUCACUAAGUAAGCCUUCUGCCUUCUCUUACAGUCUGCAAAAGAAUGGCAAGGGGUGUUCUGGAUAACAUUUGCGAUUCUACUAGCGGGAACUGUACUUUUUUGCCUGUUUAUGUCUGGAGAACGUCAAGAGUGGGAUAAAACUGAAAUGCAAAAAGCUGCAGAUGAUACGGUGGAAUCACAAGCUGAAACUCCGGCGAAUUGA